AUUUACAGAUUAGAUCAAAAAUCAAAAAUAAACAGAAAAAAAAAAAGAAGCUGAGUAAAACCGUGCAGCCCUGAACUUCGACGCUUUCUCGUCUUUCAACCAAUCCGUUCAACGCUAAGCUUCAUCCCUCACUUUCUCCACAGAUCCUUCGUUUCAUCCUUCAUCUCCCUUUCUUAGAUUCCAUCGAUCACCCAACAGAACCUCCGAUCUGCCCCCGUUACUGUUGGAUUCUCACGAUUUCUAGGGUUUGCGAGGUGCCCCCAAGGUUUCAAAAGGGGUACUUGGAUCCUGUAGCUGCUUAAAUAAUGACCUCUAGCACGACAGGAGAUCGAAGCAGAUGGGGUACUACAAGAAGAAGUGGCAUGACUAUAUUGGGAAAGGUUGCUGUUCCGAAACCGAUUAAUUUACCAAGCCAAAGGCUAGAGAAUCAAGGCCUUGACCCGAAUGUGGAAAUUGUUCCAAAGGGAACUCUUAGUUGGGGCAGUAAAUCACCACUUAAUGCGUGGGGGACAUCAUCGCUGUCACCACGAACUGAAAGUGGUCCUGGUUCACCAAGCCACCUUAGUAAUCGCCCUUCUUCUGGAGGAAGUGUCACUCGACCUUCAACUGCGGACAGUGACAAAGCGCAUGAUUCUUCUUCUACUGCAUGGGAUUCAAACUCCCGGCCUUCAUCAGCAUCCGGGGUGUUUCCAUCUAAUCAGGCAUCAGUUGCACUACAACGUCCACAUAGUGCAGACACGAGACCUGGAAGUUCCCACUUAUCACGAUUUGCUGAAUCCGUGUCAGAGACUUCUGCAACAUGGGGUCAACAUGGCGAUACUCCAGCAAAAAAGGAUGGAUUUUCUUUGACUUCUGGAGAUUUUCCUUCUCUUGGUACUGAAAAAGAAAGCACUGAAAAGAGCGCAAUGCCACAAGAUGCUGGACCUGGAACUCGUCCUGCAUCUUCGUCUGGAAGAUCUGCGGAAGAGCGCGGUGUGGAUUGCACACAAGAAGCUAAUGUACGGAAUGGAGAUGACAGUGCCUGGAGAAGAGAUAAUCAACCAUACAGUGAAAAUGAAUCUAGAUAUUGUAGAGAGGAAGGGCAAUUGGACUCCCGUGGUUUACAACCUUAUCCCAAUGCGAAUUUCCCUCAUCAAUAUGAUGCUUGGCGAGGUCCUCCAGUAAAUAAUCAUCAAGGUGGAAGCUGGUACAGAGGGAACCAACCUUAUGGUCCCCCAAUGGGUCCUGGGGGAUUUCAUGUGGAUCCUUUUCCGUUUUAUCCUACGCAAGUUCCACCUGUUCCUGGACAUGAGACUGGUCCUCGGGGUAAUCACGCUAUUAAUGAAAAGAUGUUCAGGCCUCCAAUCCUUGACCCUUAUGUCCACCCAAGACCUGGGUUUUAUCAUGGUCCAGUGCCACGUGAAGGCUACUAUGGUCCUCCCAUGGGGUAUGGCGGUCCUAACAACAGAGACCUGCCUUUUGCAGGGAGGCCUGCUGGUCCUCAUGCUUAUCACCAGCACCCUGGCCAAGGUAGAUAUGAUACGUCUGCAAGUUCAGUGGCUUUGGAACGGAAUGAGCCAUCACAUUCUCAAGAAAGACAAUACAAGAUUCUCUUAAAGCCCCAAGAUGGGAGGUUAAAGGAAGAUGAAGCAAAGCGGGAAGAAUUUCUAGGAAAUAGGCCCUCGACUGCAGAGAAAGUAGCUCCACACAUGCAAACUUCAAAAAACAACAGGAGAGUAAACAACAAUGAGACAAGUGGUGAGGUACAACCAAUUACGGUAGAAAAUGCUGCCCGCGAAGAUCCCAGUUUGAUUCAGAAAAUAGAGGGCUUAAAUGCAAAAACUACACUCAAUUCUGGGACCUCUGCAAAUAAAGUUUCAACAAGAAUGCCUCGAAGUGGUCAUGCAAGUGAUAGUCAGAACUCAUUACCCUAUAAACAAGUUGAUCCUGCCACCAACAAAAGCGCCGAGCUGGCAGCUAUUAGUGGAACUACCAUAUCCAGUACCUACAGGAGAUCUACUCAACAGACUCAAGGUGGAGCUGAUCAUCAGGCCAAACAAAGAGUGAACAGCGGAGGCAAUGAUGGUUGGCGGAAGACAGCUGUUAUGUCAGGCUCCUCUGCUGUAACUUUAGCUCCAAACCCAGAAAGAUUUGCUGAGAUAAAUGUAGGUGACACGCUGGACACCGAUUCCAUCGGGAAGCCUGGGUCUGGAAUAUCUGUGGAGCCAAACGACAACCAGCGUACUACAAUGAGAGAGUUAGCCAGACAGCGUGCUCAACAGAGGCAAAAAGAGGAGGAAGAAAGAGCAAGAGAUCAGCGGGCUAAGGCUCUUGCUAAACUAGAAGAAUUGAACAGACGUUCCCAACUGGCUGGGGAGGGUUCAGUCAAGAACUUGGAAGCUGCGCACAAUGCUUCUACCCCUGACAUGCCAGAAGUUCCUCUGUCACAUUCACCUGCAUCACGGGAGAAGAAGACCACUGUUACAGCUGAAGAUUCUAUAGAAGUCACUGAAGAUUCAGGAAAAACGUUACUGCCUUCACCAGAAGAUGCAAAUAAUGAAGGCUCUACUCAACAUGAUAACCCUCCACGUCACCAUGAUGGCGCUGCCUCAAAACAGAAACGCUUGGGUUAUAAGCAGAAGCAAAAUAUCGUAUUUGAGAAAAAAAUGGCGGGGAGCCCUUUCUCUGAAGCUACCACAGAGGUGGUUGAUGUUGUUCCACCUCCUGAGGUGUCAAACGAAGGUGUUCUAGGUCAUAACUCAGUCAUGCCAGCAGCGUCAAGCGUUUCAACUGAGUCAACUAACACGAAAAGAAAAAAUAACAGGAAUGGUAAGAAAAAGCACAGGGCUGAGGAGACGACAGCAAUGAACCCGACAAGAGCUACCGUUGGAAAAGAUUCAAAAUCCGGAGAUGAGUCAACUGAGAUUGGUAGGGAAAGGGCACCAGAAAUGGAGUUUGGGUCUCUUUCAGUCCCAAGCUUGGAUAUUAAAGUGUCUGGUAAUUCGUCUGACCAAAUCAGUUCCUUCACGAAUGAAGAGUCGCAAAGCAGAGUAAAACACAACUGGAAAUCUCAGCACUUGCGUAGGAAUCCAAGAAACUCAGUGGGAAAUAAGCCUGCAGAGAAAUUUUCUGGUAGCAGUACUGUUAUUUGGGCCCCGGUACAUCCACAGCAUAAAGCUGAUAUCUCCACAGAUGCAGGCAGUCAGAAAACUGUUCCUGAGUUUAGCACCUCUUCGAAGAGUCAGCAUCAAGGGCAGACUAGUUCUAAAAGCAAAAGAGUGGAGAUGGAGAGAUAUGUAGCAAAGCCCAUAGUAAAAGAAAUGGCUGAGCAAAGCGUCAGUAAGAAUCCAAUAACGACUGCCCCAGAAAUGACAGAAAAUGUUCUGCAAAAAGAAAACUGUGGGGGUGAAGGUACAGGAAUUCUCCAACCUUCUGGUUCAACUGCGGGGAAAGCUGGGUCUCCUUCAAAGUCAAGACAUGGGAAUGGUAUGCAGGGCAAGCAUGGUAGAGAUCAUGGAUCAUCGCACCAGCGAGGUUCUGUAGCUUCUACCAAAGCUUUGGAGGAUGGACAAUUCCGUGGAACAAUGAACUAUCACAGAAAUAACCAAACUGAACAAAUUGCUGUAGGCUCUUCUAAGGAUCACACCACAUGUAAUCCUGAUGGAUGGAACGAUGGCUGGUAUAUGCCUCCUGAAACGCAUUCCUCUGCGGCUGAAGAAGUAGAAGCAAAUGGUCCUGGAACCGUUGCUGUUGGAAAAGAUCAGGGAAUGAGCAUUCACGGUAAGCAGCAUGCUUCCAGAAGCAACAAGGAUGGAGGAAGUAACUAUAGCGACCCUAGAAAAGCGAAUAAGAGGGAUCCCAGUAAAGCUCAUAUGCAGCAGUCUGGACAUGGGGUAGGUCAACAAGAUCUGCCUGUUGCUUCAAAAGAAAGUCGUGGCCCUGAGGAUCAUGUGUCGCACACAGCUGUUAACUCUAAUGUUAAUAGGGGAGGUAACCAUGGUGGUCGUGAAUACACGAGAGACAAAACUUAUGUAUCUCAGAAAAGGGAUGUUGCUGGAUACGGACAUCAAAGAUUUGCUUCAGAACAGAAAAUGACAUCAGCUGAUACACCAGCCCAGACUCAAAACCGAUCUACCACUAAGGAGGUCCAGGGUGAGCAUCAUCCGAACAGCAUGUUCCAAAAGAACACAGACCAUAGUCAUCGGUUUGGAAGAGGGCAUCAUGACUCACAAGGAGGUUGGGGCUCAUCGGCGCAAGAGAAUAUGAACCACCAUCACCAUCAGAGGCCAGCUUCAAACAGAGAUAGACAGAAGCAGAAUCUGCAUUACGAAUACAAGCAUGUUGGCUCACAUACUCAUGAUGGAGAACAACAAUUUAAAGACGGAUCUCAGGCAGAAGGUCCACCAAGAUACAGGGAGAAAGGACAGGGCCAGCAAAGGCAUGGUGGACAAAAGAUGUACCAACAGCAAAGGGGUAGUGCUGGGAGAAACACCGGUCAUGGAUUAACAGAUGAGAGGAACUAAGAUUUGGCAUCUAUGUUAUUAUAGAUAGUAGUAAGAGCUGCGUAGCUGAGGCCUGUUGCAUUUUGAGAUAUGGCCAUUGAAGGAAGCUAUUAUUUUGUAGGGCAGGGGCAUAGCCUUUAGGUGCCUGCCAAAGGAGGAGGAUUCUGAGGACGUAUUGGCAGAUAACAAAGUCUAUGCUCGAGGGUCGUGUUAUUAUGUAUGUCAGUCACUUAUUUGAAUAUGCAUCUCAUCAAACUUUAGCCUUUUGGUGUUACAUUUGCUGGCAGUUGGACUGACCUGUUUUGUUAAGCCGUUGCUGGUUGUGUUGUUUGUUUCUCUUUUUGUUGUCGGAGUAUGUGAACCAUUUAACAUGACCUACUUUUCUUUUGAAUUCAAUUCCUUUUUUCUUA
This is a messenger RNA of Brassica napus (rape), 4891 nucleotides long. RefSeq names its product protein MODIFIER OF SNC1 1-like. The record is from RefSeq and is a predicted model, not a curated record. NCBI's taxonomy places the organism in Eukaryota, Viridiplantae, Streptophyta, Magnoliopsida, Brassicales, Brassicaceae. The coding region runs from base 306 to 4502 and encodes 1398 amino acids. The transcript has 10 exons. Gene Ontology annotation, biological process: epigenetic regulation of gene expression.